Fraxinus pennsylvanica is the source of this 1248-nucleotide messenger RNA. The record is from the annotation of a GenBank genome assembly. NCBI's taxonomy places the organism in Eukaryota, Viridiplantae, Streptophyta, Magnoliopsida, Lamiales, Oleaceae.
AUGGGAAUUUGCUUCAGUUCCUCUGACUCAGUUAACCGGAGUCGUACUACCACCGAGCAAUUUAGUUCAGUGGCUGUGUCACACACAACACGUUACACAUCUUCAAGCGGCAGCAUUGUUUCUGGGGAUAGUAGAUUCUCAGCAGGCAGUGGAGGUGAUGAGGCUUAUCCAUCUGGAAAGAUAUUGCCCCACCCCAAUCUAAGGAUUUUCUCCUAUUCCGAACUUAAGACCGCGACAAGAAAUUUUAGAAGUGAUACAGUGCUGGGAGAAGGCGGUUUUGGGAAAGUUUACAAAGGUUGGCUAGACGACAAGUCCACCACCAAUGCUGGAAAUGGAUCUGUAAUUGCUGUUAAGAAGUUAAAUUCUGAAAGCAUGCAAGGAGUUGAAGAGUGGCAGUCUGAGGUGAAUUUCCUUGGCAGGCUUUUACAUCCUAAUGUAGUUAAGCUUUUGGGAUACAGUUGGGAUGAGAAAGAGCUACUGCUUGUUUAUGAAUUCAUGCAAAAGGGAAGCUUAGAGAACCACCUUUUUGGAAGGGGUUCUUCUGUUCAGCCACUUUCAUGGGACAUUAGGCUCAAGAUAUUAAUUGGAGCAGCUCAGGGUCUUGCAUUCUUGCAUGCAUCAGAUAGUACAGUUAUCUACAGAGAUUUCAAGGCCUCCAACAUAUUGCUUGAUGGGUCAUACAAUGCCAAGAUAUCUGAUUUUGGCCUGGCGAAAAUGGGUCCAACAGCUAGUAAAUCCCACGUGUCAACAAGGGUUAUGGGGACACAUGGUUAUGCUGCUCCUGAGUACAUCGCCACUGGGCAUUUGUAUGUGAAGAGCGAUGUCUAUGGUUUUGGUGUUGUUUUAGUUGAGAUUCUUACGGGUUUACGUGCACUUGACACAAAUCGUCCAACUGGGCAACAUAAUCUGGUUGAUUGGGUGAAGCCACAUUUAUACGACAGAAGGAAGUUGAAGAAAAUAAUGGAUUCACGUCUGGAAGGAAAAUAUCCAUCCAAAGCUGCAAUUCAAAUGGCACAGCUUGCUCUGAUGUGCCUUGAAAAUGAUCCAAAACAUAGACCAUCAAUGCAAGAAUUAGUUGAGAAACUGAAGCGCAUUGAGUCAGUGAAUGAGAAACCCAGAGAGACUAGAGCACAUUCUAGACGUCAGGCAGCUAAUCGACAUGCCCACCAACCAUUGCAAUCUCGUUCUCCACUUCAUCCAAGGCAAGACGAGAGUCCAGCGUAUCCACUGCCAUCUCGUAAAACUUAG